CGCUAGAAUUAACGGCACGUCGGAUAUAUAUGUAAACAGCGGCAGUCUUCUCACGCUCACCUGCUUGAUGUCUCAAGGACCCCACGACCUAGGAACAGUAGCUUGGUUUCGUGGUAACCAGCCAGUGAUGACGUCUCCUCAUUCGGAGAACGACGUGAACGGAGAACCUCGCAUCACCGUUGAAACCGAGUGGAGCGACGCUCUCACGUCGAGAUUAAAGAUCACCCAUGUAAAGAGAAGCGACUCUGGAAACUAUAGUUGCGUGCCCACUGUGGCUGAAAGGGCCAGCAUCAACGUUCAUGUUAUUAAUGGGGAGCAUCCAGCUGCAAUGCAGCACGGGAACACGGCAGCAGGCUCGCCAACAUCGAAGACGGUCCUCGUAAUGCUCGCCUUCUUUUUGGGUCAAUUGAGAUAAUGUGUGUUCUCGUACGUGUCCGUGAGUGUGUCUCCUACCUGUAUGUGUAUACUAUGCCACGUACGUGUACCUGUGUGCAUGCCUGCGCGUGUGACCGUGUGUACGUGC
This is a messenger RNA of Eufriesea mexicana, 523 nucleotides long. RefSeq names its product defective proboscis extension response 1 (gene dpr1). Bases 68 to 415 code for a protein of 115 amino acids. Gene Ontology annotation, biological process: synapse organization. The transcript is spliced from 3 exons. NCBI's taxonomy places the organism in Eukaryota, Metazoa, Arthropoda, Insecta, Hymenoptera, Apidae. The record is from RefSeq and is a predicted model, not a curated record. Gene Ontology annotation, cellular component: neuron projection membrane.